Lepisosteus oculatus (spotted gar) is the source of this 2372-nucleotide messenger RNA. RefSeq names its product AU RNA binding protein/enoyl-CoA hydratase (gene auh). The record is from RefSeq and is a predicted model, not a curated record. Gene Ontology annotation, molecular function: enoyl-CoA hydratase activity. Gene Ontology annotation, cellular component: mitochondrion. Gene Ontology annotation, biological process: fatty acid beta-oxidation. NCBI's taxonomy places the organism in Eukaryota, Metazoa, Chordata, Actinopteri, Semionotiformes, Lepisosteidae.
CAGACACGCAGUGCAGUAUGGCGGUUCUGGCUGGGAGUGGAGUUCUGUCUCGGACGUUUCGGUCUGUUACAUUAUGCCCCAGCAUUAACGGAGCUCGUAGGCUGUACGUGAAUGCAAAAUCCCUUUACCAUGCUCUCCUCACAAACGAAUUGCAAAGACUUCGACCUGGGGGAGGUACAGUGGGUCGACUUUACAGCUCAGAGGCCAAGUCGAGUGGUGCAGACGACCUGAGCGUUAGGUACUUGGAUGGAGAGGACUCAGGAAUUGUGGUGCUUGGAAUACACAGACCAAAGGCUAAGAAUGCAAUAAGUAAAAACCUUGUUAAAAUGAUGACUGAGGCUGUAGAUGCAGUAAAAAGUAAUAAACGUGUUCGGACAGUCAUCAUAUGCAGUUUGGCGCCUGGAAUAUUCUGUGCUGGUGCUGACUUAAAGGAGAGGGCAAAAAUGCAUCCCAGUGAAGUUGGACCAUUUGUUUCAAAAGCGAGAGCCUUAAUGAAUGAACUAGGUAAUCUUCCAAUGCCAACAAUUGCAGCAAUUGAUGGUGCUGCUCUAGGGGGCGGACUGGAAAUGGCUCUUGCUUGUGACAUCAGAAUAGCUGCCAGUACUGCUAAAAUGGGAUUAGUUGAGACCAAAUUAGCCAUCAUCCCUGGAGCAGGUGGCACCCAGCGACUGCCUCGUGCAAUCGGAGCGUCCCUAGCCAAGGAGCUCAUCUUCUCGGGGCGAGUGGUGGAUGGAGAUGAGGCCAAAUCCCUGGGACUCGUGAACCACUCAGUGGAGCAGAACAAGGCGGGAGACGCUGCCUACAGGAAAGCACUAGACCUGGCGCGAGAAUUCAUCCCUCAGGGACCCAUAGCAGUCAGAAUGGCUAAACUUGCCAUUAAUCAGGGGAUUGAGGUUGACUUGGCAACAGGUUUAGCAAUUGAAGAAGCAUGUUAUGCUCAGGUAAUUCCGACGAAGGACAGACUUGAAGGUCUUGAAGCUUUCAAAGAGAAGAGACCUCCACGUUACAAGGGAGAAUAAGAGGAAGACCUACUAAGCAGUGCUGCCUUCUUUUGCUUUUCACUUAUUCUGUGUCAUUCAUAAGGUAUAAUGAAAGCGAUAUAGACCUUCAAAGCUGUUAGCAUUUGAGUUGCUUGUGAUACAUGUAAAUGAAAACAUAUGUAAGGCCGGGAAAACACUUUGGAGUAGAAAGAAAGACAUCAUAAUGGAAUAUACACAGUGUUUGGGACAGUUACUUUUAAGAAGUAAUCCAUUAUAAUUGUUUGCUUUUGCAAGGGAGUACUUUUUAAAAUUAACAUGAUGUUGGAGGAAAUGAUUUUUGUCUUCACUUAGAAUUAUCCAUGAAGUAUGUGCAUUGUUACUAUAUGAAGUAAUACAUUAUCUGAAUCUGAAUAUCUUAAAAGCAAUUUCCCCCAACUUUUUAUUCAUUUUAAAAGUAUGUUCUUACAAAAGUAACUUCUAUACUUUUAAAUUUAAAUUAAAUUAAAGUAAUUUGCACAAGAUUAAUAUAAGCUAGUAUGUUAUGGAACAUUGUGAACAGCUGCAUUUAGAUCUGUAUGCUAUAGGUUGUCCUAACUACAAUAUCUGUGGCUACUGUAUGUCAUUCAACUGUUACACAUACCGUGUUUCAAUCAAUUAAGCAUUCUAAGGGAAUGUAAGCAAUUUCUUUUUAACAAAAGUAAUAGAGAAAUGCAUCACAUGCAUUUCGCAGAAACAAACUUAAAUUAUUUUUAAUACAUUUUGGAUUUUGAAAAUGUUGCUUUUGAAUUACAUUAAAAUCACUGCAAGGGAUGAAAUGUUAAUCAAUGUAUUUUGUUUUGUUUAAAAGGUUAAGAAUGUCAGUGUCAUUACUGCCUUGCAAAAUGUAGUUGUUAUAAUAAAGCAUAUUGAUUAAUUUUCUCUGUUAGGAAUGCUGUUCGUUAUAUAAUGACCGCGCUGCAGUUAUAUAAACUAAUUUAAAAGUACAUCUGGUUUCAUGGAUUACUAAUAUUGUUUAAAAAUACCUUACUGUAAAAAGGCAUUGGUUUACGAAGGAGUGUAAAAGGAAUACAUGAUCAGUACUGUACUGUAUUUAAUAACAUACUUAGACACAAAUACUAGUAUAUGAAAUAAAUAUAAUUUCAUGCUGCAUUUAAGGUCUCUUGAGUGUCUGAAUACCUCUAAUAUUAUUAUCUCUUCCUGUCCAACUAGCAAUCUAAGAUACCAAAACAUUCCUUGAAUAAAAUAAGCUUGGAUCCUUAGAGAUAUACAGAGAAAAUGUCUAAUUACUGCUAUAUUAAUUUUGUCAAACUAUAUUCAUAUGAAAUUGAAUGAGCUUUGCUUCAAGAAAUGUAAAAAAAACUAAAAUGCAAUAAACAUACUAACUGAAAGUAA